AUGUCAUAUAUUACCAACUACAACCACAACCUCAACGUCGCAUGGCGGCGGGCAGCUUGCAUCACUGCCACCAAUUUCUCGCCAAUUCCCAAGCGCGCCACAACAGCCUUGGCUGUACUCACCCAAGACCACAACCAUUCCAGACAUCUUCUGCGACCCCAUACGUACGACCUUGUCGAUUUCAUUCUUGACGACAACUCCCUCACUUUGUACCCAUACCCCAUAACCCAUAGACUUGCCCCUUCAAUUAUUCACCUUUCAAUUUUAUCCACCACCGACUCUGAAGCUAGCCGGCCUAGACGCAGUUUCCUAGCCUCCGCGAACAUCAUCCGCGCUACGUGGCCGAUUAUUUGCGAAGCUUCCGAACAUCGGCCCUCAAUUCAUGGUUCCGUCUCACCUCAACAACUCGCACAUGACGGGGGGGUGGCGCAACGCAUCCUCGAUAUUGAUGGUGCCUUUGUGGAGUUCCGAUAUACCAAGAUGCCCAUACUCUCUGUUCCUGGUUUACGGAAGAUUAUUCUUAAGGCGAUCUAUUGCCGUUCGUUGCCGGUGCGUCCGCACACUGUGCGCAAGCCCCCUACAGAAGGCGGGGACAGCAACAUCAACGUCAUGCUCAAGGUCGAAAUCGACGCCUUCGACUGGUGCCCUUCAGACUUCAAAGGCAAUUUUAACGUCGCUCUCGUACCCCGUUACGACCCGGGGGCAGAAACCCGUUUCCUGCCAAAAGAUGGGGGGGCCAGAGAAAUGGGCAACCAGAACGCCCUUUUUCAUUCAGCUUCGUUUUGUGUCGCGACUCACCUUCGAAACGAUUUUCACUAUACAACAUGGCCGAAAACGCUGGCCUUCCCAGAUAUUCAGAUCUGGAGGGACAUUGUGCGUGUGACGAGUUCUCGUACAUCCUCUUCGUCCACCGUUCUCGGCAAAGCUCUUCCACCUCAAGAGCGAGCCCCCAAUGGGACCCGCUUCCUACAACGUGGGGCUCUGGGGAGCCCGAUCCCGAGCCCAAACCCAAGGGGCGAUGAAACUAGUCUUCAUCAUGGGGGCUGGCUGUCUUGCGUGUUUCGGCUUGAUGUUGGCGCCAUCGUCAGCCGGCUGUCAAGUUCGACAUCUAUUCGUUACGUGUUUUCUCACCUUACUCCCGCCCGCGUCAUGAGCUCUCAAGAAUUACUCGAGUCGCUAGAAACUGCCGUUUGCGAUGACGAACGCCGCUACAGGACGGCUGGAACCAGAUUGGCCGCCCCGCGCGCUGGGCCCAGUCCUCCUAUGGCGGCAUCGCAAUCGCCAAAGGCAGCGUCGUAGUCGCCCACAGAUGAACCGCCAUGGCAGAACUUUCGUGACGUGGGUGGGACGAACCUCCUCCCAAGUCAGUUUCCUCCGCUGGAGGCCCGGCCCGGG
Molecule: messenger RNA, 1395 nt
Organism: Hypoxylon fragiforme
Lineage: Eukaryota; Fungi; Ascomycota; Sordariomycetes; Xylariales; Hypoxylaceae
Exons: 6
Coding region: 1-1299 (432 amino acids)
Source: RefSeq, a predicted model, not a curated record